Molecule: messenger RNA, 273 nt
Organism: Ogataea philodendri
Lineage: Eukaryota; Fungi; Ascomycota; Pichiomycetes; Pichiales; Pichiaceae
Exons: 1
Coding region: 1-273 (90 amino acids)
Source: RefSeq, a predicted model, not a curated record
AUGGAAGAUCUCGUCCCAGGUCUCCUUUUGCCAGUACUUGCGAACGGUUUCUCUGAAACCCCAUGUGUUUGGUCCAAUGGAAACCAGGUCGAGCUGGUGGCCGAACAAGAUCGUGUGAAGCACAUUGGCGGCACCGUAGUAGUCUGGCUCGUAUCUCCACGCGUCCCAGUUACACACCGCAGGGAACAGGUCGUCUUCCAACUGGGCAGAGAAGCGGACGUUUUCUGGGAACAAGGACAGAUCGAUCGACCGUUCGAAGUCUAUGAGUUUUAG